Molecule: messenger RNA, 834 nt
Organism: Gigantopelta aegis
Lineage: Eukaryota; Metazoa; Mollusca; Gastropoda; Neomphalida; Peltospiridae
Product: ATP-binding cassette subfamily C member 4-like
Exons: 6
Coding region: 190-834 (214 amino acids)
Biological process (GO): transmembrane transport
Cellular component (GO): plasma membrane
Molecular function (GO): ABC-type transporter activity; ATP binding
Source: RefSeq, a predicted model, not a curated record
GUUUUUCUGAAGGACUAACAUGGUGUUAAUGUUUUGAAGUGAGACUGCUACAACCUGAGUCUCCCUGUAAUCUUGGGACAUGAUUGAUAUAUCGAAUCCGCAGAGCUGAUCUACAGGUAAUGCAGCAAUGGAGGACUCUGAUUAUCUCUGUACAGGAUUUGGCUAAUCCGUUUCUGGCCAAGUCCCAGGAUGUCGGAGCCUGAGAGUCCAGCCAAUCACACAACAACAACUUGCAGUCUCACCAACCAUCGAGGAUGUUUUGCUUGGUGGACUGGCAGGAUAUUCUGGAAGGGCUAUCACUACACACUUGAUGAGGCUGAUGUGUAUGACGUGUUGCCGCAGGAUUCCACAGUAAAACUCUCCAACAACCUCGGCAGAGAAUGGGAAAAAGAGUUGUAUUUCUGGAAGAUAGGAGGAACGCCCAGCCUGUUAAAGGCUGUUUGGAGAUGUUACCGGAGCCAGAUCUUGUCGUUUACAUUGCUGGUCCUAGUGGAGGAAACACUGAGGAUUGUCCAAGCUGUUCUGAUGGGCUACUUCAUCAACAUGUUCAACCAGGAUAACCCGGGCAGUCUGAAAUUUCCUCAAGUCUACAUUUUUGGUGCUUUUCUGUGUGUUGUUUUCCUCGUUAACAUAUUCCUCGACCAUAACUUCUUUCACCAUGGAUACCGCGUCAGAGUGGCAGCCACAUCACUUAUUUACAGGAAGGUGAUGCGAUUGUCGUACUCUGUGUUAACACCAAAAGUGAUGGAGGACGUAAUUAAUCUAGUCACUAGGGAAAUGGAUGUCUUUCCGAUGGUGAGCGUGUUUGGAUGGUGUAUGUGCAAGCUUAUAUGA